Populus trichocarpa (black cottonwood) is the source of this 3089-nucleotide messenger RNA. RefSeq names its product protein TRANSPARENT TESTA 9. Lineage: Eukaryota; Viridiplantae; Streptophyta; Magnoliopsida; Malpighiales; Salicaceae. The record is from RefSeq and is a predicted model, not a curated record. Gene Ontology annotation, biological process: regulation of autophagosome maturation; endosome to lysosome transport; endosomal transport. Bases 197 to 2782 code for a protein of 861 amino acids. The transcript has 21 exons. Gene Ontology annotation, cellular component: endolysosome membrane; late endosome.
AAAAAUAAGUGUUCUUUCCUUCUUCGUUUGCCAUCACCACUCACCAGUCACCCUCCUAUUACUCUCUCUCUCCAUCGUCCUCCGUUUUCGGUUAAUCAGAAAAAGUUAAUAUCGGAAAAUUCAGAGAUUAGCUUCGGACGAAUGAACGAAUGAUUCUCUCAAUCUGACGGCUGUGAUCGAGUUAACACUGCAAAUCAUGUGGUCUUCCUUUUGGAGAUCCAGAGAUCGUUUCUCCUUAGAUGAACUCAGAUAUUUAAUUGAUCAGCUGCAAAAAGUUCAAAUUGUAAAUGAUGUUAAUAAGGACUUUGUAAUAGAGGCGUUGAGAUCGAUAUCGGAAUUAAUAACGUACGGAGACCAGCAUGAUUCAAACUAUUUUGAGUUUUUUAUGGAAAGGCAAGUAAUGGGAGAGUUUGUGAGGAUACUAAAGGUUAGUAGAACUGUUUCAGUUUCACGUCAGUUGCUGCAAACGAUGAGCAUCAUGAUUCAGAAUUUAAAAUCCGAGCACGCAAUAUAUUAUUUGUUCAGUAAUGAGCAUAUUAAUUUUUUGAUAACUUAUGCAUUUGAUUUUAAGAAUGAGGAGUUGUUGUCUUACUACAUUUCUUUCUUGAGGGCAAUUAGUGUGAAGCUUGACAAGAACACAAUUUCUUUGUUCGUGAAGACGCAAAAUGAAGAAGUUGUUUCAUUUCCACUGUAUGUUGAGGCUAUACGGUUUGCUUUCCAUGAAGAGAAUAUGAUCCGUACUGCAGUCCGUGCUCUGGCACUCAAUGUCUAUCAUGUUGGAGAUGAAUCUGUGAAUAGAUUUGUUGUGAAGGCCCCUCGUGCUGAUUAUUUUUCAAACUUGCUUACUUAUUUCCGGAAGCAGUGCAUCGAUCUAAAUGGAUUGGUCUCUGAAACUCUAAAAAAUCCAGACUCAGAUACAACCACUGCGAUUCUUGCUGCUGUGGAUGAAAUAGAGGAUGAUCUCUACUAUAUUAGUGAUGUUAUUUCUGCAGGGAUUCCUGAUGUUGGGAGAUUAAUAACAGACAAAAUUAUGCAACUUUUGAUUCUUCCUUUGCUUCUUCCAUCUUUGCAGUUGGAUGCUGCUAAUGAUAUUCAGAUUGGCGCUAUCACUUCUCUAUAUUUGCUCUGUUGCAUCUUACGCAUAGUUAAAAUCAAAGAUUUGGCAAAUACCAUUGCUGCUGCUCUUUUCUGUUCACCGGAGGCUUUCAUUGCAGAUUCUGAAACUAAACUCAAUGGUUAUGUGCCUGAUCAUGUGCAUGAAAUCCAGCAGCCAGAAAAUGAGAAUGUGAUUGAGGUAAAUGGAUGUUCAAAACAGAUCAUGCAGAGCUUGUCUAGUUCUUCCCAAGUUCGUACUGAAGAUAUUAUCUCAAAAGGUGUUUCUCAUUCAACUUUGAGGGAUGCUUUGCUUUCAUAUAUUACAGUUGGAGAUGAUCUUCAAGUUCUGGGUUCUUUGAGCAUGCUGGCUACGUUGUUGCAAACAAAAGUAGAAUUAGAUGAAAUAAUGCUAGAUGCUCUUGGAAUUCUCCCCCAGCGCAAGCAACACAAGAAACUCUUACUGCAAGCAUUGGUUGGCGAGGACUCACGGGAAGAUCAACUUUUUUCGCUAGGAAGCAGCUCUAUAAGAGAUGAAUUUAAUUGUGAGCUUGAUGGCUAUCUACAAACUCUAAAGGAUCAGUAUGGAGUAGCAUGCUCUUCUCUGGAGGUGGGAACAACCCCCUCUGCACAUAGAUUUCAGGUACUCCACACAUUGGUUAGUCUUUUUUGCCGUUCAAAUAUAUCUCCGGAGACAUUGUGGGAUGGUGGUUGGCUUUUUCGUCAGCUACUUCCUUAUAGUGAGGCAGAAUUCAAUAGCCAGCAUCUUAAAUUACUGAAAACUUCUCAUACACAGGAUUCUUAUAAGAAUUGCACAUGUGCUCUUCUUGAGGAGACCAGAGGUACAUGGCCUGAUCUACUUGUGUCCAUCUUACGUGAUGAAUGGAAAAAGUGCAAAAGAGCAAUGGAAGCUUCGUCUCCUCCGAAAGAGCCAAAGUGCAUACUCUUUCCAUUAGAGAAGUCCUCUGCUGAUGAUGUUCUUCCCAGUGAAUCAUCAAUUAUUGCUGGUGAAAAAAUGUGCAAGGUGGUGAAGGUGUUUGUACUUCUUCAUCAACUUCACAUUUUCUCCCUAGGUAGAGCUUUACCUGACCAGCCUCCUACUUGUCUUCCAAGUGAUAUCCCUGAAAAUUCCCGUGCAAGAACUGCUGGCCUGGACGCUUCAGGUCCAAAACUAGGCGCCGAGUUGAGACUAGUUGAUGCCGUGCCUUGUAGGAUUGCAUUUGAGAGGGGUAAAGAACGCCAUUUUUGCUUUUUAGCAAUCUCUGUGGGCACAUCUGGGUGGAUCCUACUUGCAGAAGAAUUACCCUUGAAGAAGCAUUAUGGAAUCAUCCGUAUUGUCGCUCCUCUGGCAGGUUCCAAUCCUGCAAUUGAUGAGAAGCAUUCAAGAUGGUUACACUUGCGGAUCCGUCCAUCUACUUUGCCUGUUUUGGAUCCUGCUAAAUCCAUUACUCAUGGGAAGGCUAAGACAAAAGCCCUGGUUGAUGGGAGAUGGACCUUAGCAUUCAGGGAUGACGAAUCUUGCAAGACUGCGUUGUCGAUGAUUAUUGAGGAGUUUGAUCUGCAAAGCAGUGAAGUCAAGAGAAGACUAAAUUCAUUGCUCAACAUUGAAGGAGGUAUAGAUGUUCCAGACAGUUCUCUACAUCCUUCUGAGGCUUCCUCAUCAACUCAAACACCUUCCAAUUCAUCGUAAGUUCCUGCUUGAUUUGAGUUCUCAGUAAUAGUAUGCUUUGGGUGGGAACUUAUUACGCUGUCUCACCCUAACAUAUAUGUUUAUAUGGAAACAGUAGAUAUGCCCAGCAACGUAGAUUAACACCCCAAUUAAGUCAUUCUUUGUAUACGAGCUUCCUUUGCCUUGAUUUGAUGAAUUUAGUGGCCUUUUUCUAACAUUCUUUAGCCUCUAACCCUAGGCUUCUCUAUUUUUUUGUUUCCAAAUUUUGUAUCGUGUAACAUUAGUGUAUAUCUGAGGCAAUUUUAUAGUAAAAGCUUUUGUUUAUUGA